This is a messenger RNA of Diaporthe amygdali, 1662 nucleotides long. Its product is annotated as efflux pump antibiotic resistance protein. Gene Ontology annotation, molecular function: transmembrane transporter activity. Lineage: Eukaryota; Fungi; Ascomycota; Sordariomycetes; Diaporthales; Diaporthaceae. Bases 1 to 1662 code for a protein of 553 amino acids. Gene Ontology annotation, biological process: transmembrane transport. The transcript is spliced from 3 exons. The record is from RefSeq and is a predicted model, not a curated record. Gene Ontology annotation, cellular component: membrane.
AUGAGCACGACGACCACAACCACCCAGGUGGAUACGAUUCCCCUGACUGAUCUCCCAAAGUCUCCUCCCACUUCGAGAACGCAUCAUUCUAUCCCCGAUACAUCUGCUGGGCGUGUGCUACCAAGCGUCCCCGAAUCGCGACGAGUGUUCCAUGCCGAGCCCGCGAGCACGCUCAAGAAGUCCACGAGGGUCUUGAUCACCACCCUUGUCAUCUUAGCCAGUCUUACACAAUUUGCGGCAAACUUCGUCACUCUAGUCGGAGGGCUGUCUUUCAGUAAAUCGCUGGGACGAGAUGUCGGACCGGGAGAGGCGAACUGGAUGCCUGCUGCAUAUUCCCUUACCCAAGGCGCCUUCGUCCUGAUGAGCGGCCGCCUCGGUGCCGUGUACGGCCACAAGCAGACACUUGUCGUCGGUGGAGCCAUCAUCGCAGUGUUCUCUUUCAUCAACGCCUUCACACCGACGUACAACUCUUUCGUCGCUGUGCGAGCUCUGACUGGGAUCGGCGGUGGCCUCAUCAUGCCCAACGCAGUAGCAAUGAUAACCAUUGUCGUCCCACCAGGGCGAACGCGGAACCUGACCAUGGGCUUCUUCGCUGCUGCUGCCCCGGUCGGCGGGUUAGUCGGUGCUGUCAUCGCCGGUCUGUUUAUGAUGACUCCUCGGUGGCAGAUGAUGUUUGUAUUCAUUUCGGGCAUUACGGUCGUGCUGUUCGGACUUCUCUUUUUCCUCCUACCCCAGGAGAUUCCUGUCGACAAGGGCGGCAAGAUUGACUACACAGGAGCAGGACUUGGUCUUAGCAGCCUCAUCCUCUUUAACUUUGUCUGGAAUCAAGCCCCAUCCGCCGGGUGGUCAGCGCCUUACGAGAUUGCCCUCCUUAUCUUGUCCGUCACCAUGUUUGUUGGGUUCCUCGCGUGGGAAAAGUAUGUCGCCAGCGACCCCAUCAUGCCGGUCAGUAUCUUUAAGGCGCCGACCUUCACUGCCCUGCUCUUUGUGGUCCUUCUCACCUACAUGUCAUUCGGGAUAUCGCUGUGGUACAUGAUCGCCUGGGAGCAACUUCUCCGCGGUCUGAGCGUCAUUGAGAUUGCCGCGACCUGGACACCAUUCGUCCCUGGGUCCAUCAUCGCUAUCUUCAUUGCGGCAUGGCUCAUCCCAAGGCUUGCAGCACAAUACAUCAUCGCGCUUGGCGUAGUGGUUGUGCUAGUAUCAAAUCUACUGCUAGCCACAAUGCCUGUUCAUCAGACGUACUGGGCCCAGACAUUCCCUGCGAUUCUCAUUGGAAGUAUGUGUCCUGACCUUGUGUACGUGGCGGCACAAGUCAUAGCCAGCAACAGCGUCAGCCGCAAGCAGCAGGGUAUAGCUGGGAGUCUGAUUGGCACUUUGAACUUGUAUGGUAACAGUCUGGGGCUGGGAUUCGCAGGUACGAUCGAGACACAGCUCUUGAAACAGACGAAGGACGAAGUUCGGGGGUACCGAGCGGUGCUGUUUUUUGGAGUAGCCCUGGCUGUGGCUGGCCUGAUUCUCAAUUUCAUUUUUGUGCGUGUGCCCAAGGAUGAGCGCGAAGGAUGGGACCCUGCCGACCAGGACGCUGACGAUAUCCCGGUCGUGGGAGCUACGUUGAGGAGAGGUGGUGCUGCAACUGGUGUCGAGAACAGUACCGCAGCAUAA